Molecule: messenger RNA, 991 nt
Organism: Suillus clintonianus
Lineage: Eukaryota; Fungi; Basidiomycota; Agaricomycetes; Boletales; Suillaceae
Exons: 7
Coding region: 149-688 (179 amino acids)
Source: RefSeq, a predicted model, not a curated record
AUAUGUUUCGAACUAGUGUCGAUCAUUUGCUCCGAAUGUGUUUCUCCUUCCCCCCUAACAUACACGCAUUACUGAUCUAAUUCAACCAGGUUUUUUCAUCCUCAGAACAUAUGUGCUGUGGAACAAGAACAAAAUUGUACUCGGAGCCAUGCUGACCGCCUUUCUUGUGAGUCCCAUUCCCCAUCCACCCCAAACUUUUUGUAGAUACCUCAGUCAGGCUGUCAUCGUAGCAUCCAUCACCGUCCUCUUUGCCGCGACUACGACCGCACCAUAUGAGACCAGCCCGAUCCCGGGCAUCACGGGCUGCUAUCAGCCCUCAGGGACUGUUGAACUCUUCCUACCUUUUGUUCUUUUGUUUGCGCUUGAAUUCGGACUCAUCUCCCUCACACUCGUACGCGCGAUACAGAGCUGGCGGAGGACCAACAACCGACUGUUCGUCGUCCUGCUAAAGCAUAACAUAUUCUACUAUGCAUGCGGUCUGUUGUUUUCGGCGGCGAAUAUCCUCAUGUCGCUGCUCCUCAAUUACGCGUACAACUUCAUGUUCGAAGAUUUCCAGCUCAUCAUCCUCGCAAUCCUUGCCACGCGCAUGCAUCUCCAUCUGUGGCAUGUCGAUCGGUACAUACAUGACACUGACGCUUUCAUGCAUAUUCCUCUAUCUGACGUGUCAUCUGUGGACCACGCGAUGUAAAGUCGGCUUGCUUGAUUAUUCGGCGUCAUUCACGGAAUGAAGUUUGCAAGGUUUGCUUAGAUUUUUACCUGGGACUCGGUAGGGAUAUGACGAGGUGAGCUUGGUCUGGUUGAAAUGACUACGGGCGCAUAUUAGUCCACGACUCCAACCAUCGAAGUCUAAUUGAGAAUCGAUAGAAGCGAGGAAUGUCUUGCUUGGUUGUAUUAGUUUUGAUUUGACAUGCUUAUUAAGUCCAAUUACUUCAAGUAGUAGUACUCUCUUCAGAUCUUAAGCUUCAGCGCCAGCGCAUGGCCAUUCACCACU